Molecule: messenger RNA, 777 nt
Organism: Sturnus vulgaris (Common starling)
Lineage: Eukaryota; Metazoa; Chordata; Aves; Passeriformes; Sturnidae
Gene: BSND
Product: barttin CLCNK type accessory subunit beta
Biological process (GO): chloride transport
Cellular component (GO): basolateral plasma membrane
Molecular function (GO): chloride channel regulator activity
Source: RefSeq, a predicted model, not a curated record
AUGGCAGAGGAGAAGACCUUCCGCUACGGGUUCAUCAUCUUGGGUUUCUUCCUGGUGAUGGUGGGGAUGUUCAUCAUGAGCGUGGAAAAGCCUCAGUACUACAUCACCUUCUGCGUCCUGGGUGUCCUGCUGGUAGCCGUGGGCAUCACCUGGAGCAUGUGCCAGUGCUACCCAAAGAUAACGUUCGUCCCUGCGGACAUCGAGACCCAGCGGUUCCUGGACCACAAACCCAUGGUGCUGCCACAGAAGGACGCAGGCUUGAUUGCCCCCUGCCCCAACCAAGAGGCCACCAGCCCCUACGAGAAGAGCCUGCCAUCCUAUGAGCAGAUACAGAGGCAGGUGCUCAGCUCAGCUCCACUCCCAGCCACGGCACAGCCCAGACCCCGCAGCUGCUCCCAGUCAGCCGUGCAGGCCAGAGCAGAGAUCCACCGGGAGCUGGGGGGUGCUGGAGAGCCCCUCCAGGACCUGGCAACUCGCCUGGAAACAGCAGCAGGCAGCUGCCCCGCCCGGCCAGCCCCGGGGGAUGCUCCGCUGGCAUCGCUGCUGGAGGAGAUGGACACGCCAUCGCUGGAGGGCUCCGUGCCCGGCAGCCCCACAACACCCAGCCGGACCCUGCCCUCCGCUGGCCGCACCCCGAGCAACUCCCCGGCGGGGGGAGAGCACCCCCUGUCCCCACGGAAAGGCCCAGGGGAGGAGGAUGAUCUCUACUACGGGCUCCAGGAGGAGUCGGAUGCGCCACUCAAGGACAGUGAUGGCCUUUUUGAGCCGGAAAACUGA